Messenger RNA from Diaporthe citri, 837 nucleotides. RefSeq lists its product as uncharacterized. The transcript has 2 exons. Bases 1 to 837 code for a protein of 278 amino acids. The record is from RefSeq and is a predicted model, not a curated record. NCBI's taxonomy places the organism in Eukaryota, Fungi, Ascomycota, Sordariomycetes, Diaporthales, Diaporthaceae.
AUGGCAAACCAAAUCAAGCAGUAUUUCCUUGCUCCAAGUUGGGAUUAUCCUCCCAAAGGAUCCAUCGUUCUCGGCAACAUCAUCGUCUCACCCACCCGGCCGGUGCCACCCCUCAUCGCUGUCGCGUCUGCUGCCGGGUCACAGGGUCUGAUUUCCUCCACCAAGCAUGGUGUGGAGUGGCAAAAGGGCAAGACAAGUGCACACAAGUUCGGAAUAUGGACCAAAUUCAUCGACUUCCUUGGUAUCAAUGUCGGAAUUGACGUGUCCUCGGGCUCUGAUGACACCUUCCGCUUCGAGAAGAUGCGCACAGAAGAGUUCUUUCCCGACGGAGAGUACAUCAACACGCUUCUCAAGAGAAGCCCCGUUGCGACCAGAAUGUUGACCAAGCAGCACAAAGACCUCUUCGUCAUCGUAGGUGUGAAGACGGUCUCCGGCGCGGCAGUGAAGCGAGCUCACUCCGGCAAUGCCGGCGGGUCUCUGGACAUCAGCAUCGAUGCGACAGUUGCCGGGUCGCCCGUUCCGGCCUCAAUAGGACCAUCGGUGGUGUCUUCGUCGGAAGACAAUGAGAGUGUUUCGUUCGAAGGAUCCGAUGACUUCGUCUUUGCUUUCAGGGUGCAGAAGUUGCGAGUGAAGAGACGUGAGGAGAAUGUACGUCAGGAAGACUACGCCAAAGGCGCCCUGUUCGAGUAUGGUGCUGGCAGGCGGAAAGAGCCUGAAGCUUUGGAAAUCAGCGAGCUAAACUCAUCUGAUGGGCUUGAUGGUUUUUUGAGUCAAGGUGUCGAUGACGAAGGUGACCAGGCUGUUGUAUACGUGCCCAAAACCAUGCCUCAGGCUUAG